This is a messenger RNA of Alternaria burnsii, 2664 nucleotides long. RefSeq names its product dna polymerase alpha accessory factor mcl1. Lineage: Eukaryota; Fungi; Ascomycota; Dothideomycetes; Pleosporales; Pleosporaceae. The coding region runs from base 1 to 2664 and encodes 887 amino acids. Gene Ontology annotation, biological process: DNA-templated DNA replication; mitotic cell cycle; DNA repair. Gene Ontology annotation, cellular component: nuclear replication fork. Gene Ontology annotation, molecular function: chromatin binding; protein binding. The transcript is spliced from 4 exons. The record is from RefSeq and is a predicted model, not a curated record.
AUGGCCACAACACAGCGCUUACGUGCUCGACAGGCUCAUGCCCCCGGCGCAACCUACCUCGCAUACACACCGAACGGAAAGAAACUCGUCACAGCCGGAGUUGACAACUACUGCCGCGUCUUCACCACCGGAUCUGACGAUGAACCGAUCACUGUGGAUGAAUGUCAGGAGAACAACACCGCCGUGGUUGCUGGUAAUGGUUACUUUAUAACAGGCUCAGAAGACGGCACAGUAAGCAGGUUCUCGCUAGAGAAUGGAAAGUUCGAAGAGAUACUGGUCAGGACUACGCUGCCGGUACGAGACGUUGCUCUUAGUCCGGACGGGAACUGGAUCGCGGUUGCGAGCGAUGAACUCGUCGUUAACCUCGUAAACACCAAAGAUAAGAGCAUGAAAACACUGCGUGAACAGCCACGAGCCGUAAAGCAUGUUUCUUUUGACAAGACCGGAACACAACUCGCCGUUUCCUGCACCGACGGUCACCUCUACAUGUACAAGCUGGAUGGCGAUGAGCCUGAAAUGGUCAACAAGAUAGAGGGAAUGAUCAAAAGCUUGGAGGCAGAUGCAGAGACCAGUUCCAAAGUCCUCUGGCAUCCAGAUGGCCGAGCGUUCGCUACACCCACGGCAAUGCGUCAAAUACAGGUCAUGUCAACGGCCGAUUGGGAGAGACAGCGAGUGUUCAAGACGGGUCAUACAGCCGAUAUCACGGCAGCGGCAUGGUCGCCUAACGGAGCCUUGCUGGCGACUACCUCGAGCGACCUGAGCCUAUGCCUCUGGGAUACCAAGACACAGAAGCAACUCAAGAAGCUUGACGAUGUCAAAGCUACUAUCCUGGCUAUGGCAUGGCAUCCAACAGAGAAUAUUCUCUCAUACACCAACAAUGAAGGCGAACUCUUCAUCCAUACUGACCUUGUGCCCGACGAACAUCUUCCUCUACUACAGAAACCUACCGUUUCCGCACCUUUCUUCCACGACCCGUCAGAAGGCCGAGCUGGUGUUCCACAACCAGCGAAGCUCACAAAUGGCAAUGUACAGACUCUUCCUGGACGGCCAAGGCAAAGAAGCGGGACACCAGAUUCUCUAGAGGAUAUAUUGGGCCCUGAAUUUCAAGAUGACGAAGCCCAAGUGGAUGGGGACGAAGAGAUGGAGGAUUUUGUUAUCGACGAUGAUGGUGCUGGAUAUGCCCCCGCAGUCACGGCAGCGAAGAAACGUCCGAAUGGACACCUUACCAGCGGCGCAGAACCAGCCUCCAAACGCCGCGCAUACAGCUCUGCCCUAUUCCGUCCUCAAGUUCACGAGCCCUUUCAACCAGGCAGUACACCAUGGCGUGGCAAUCGUCGGUUACUCUGCUGUUCUUUGACUGGCUACGUCGAGACUGUGGAACAGGAAGGGAAACACCAUACAGUGAGUGUCAAGUUCUACGAUGAGCACACGUUCCGCAACUUCCACUUCACCGACAUCUUCCUAUAUGACAAAUCCUGCCUCAACGAGAAUGGUACGCUGUUUGCCUGCCAGCCCAACAGCACUGGGGACGGUAACCCUGCGAUCAUAUACUACCGGCCGCAUGAGACUUGGACGACAAGGACCGAGUGGCGGACGAAUCUUCCGACUGGGGAGUCUGUCACCGCCAUUGCAUUGUCGGACUCAUAUGUCUGCGUAACUACGUCGGCGAACUACGUGCGCAUAUAUUCUCUCUUCGGCCUGCCGGUACGCGUCUACAGGCAAAAGAGCUCGCCAGCAGUUACCUGUGCGGCGUGGCGCGAUUACAUCCUGACCAUUGGAAACGGACCCAUUCAGAACGACCUUAGCACACAACUCCUCUACACCAUCGAGAACAUCAAGCACGACAUCGUGUACCAGGACUCUGACAUCCUCGCUCUACCUCCUGGCACAACGCUAACCUCAGUCUUCUUCUCUGUGGAAGGCGACCCGUACAUCUAUGACUCUGACGGCGUCUUGCUGACCCUCCUUGGCUGGAGAAAUACUGGUCAAGCCCGAUGGGUACCCAUGCUCGACACAAAGCUCCUCUCGCGACGUGCCGGCGGUGGAAAAGAAGAAUCAUACUGGCCCGUCGGUGUUGCCUCAUCCCCCACAUCCUCUAAUGGUACAGGUGCAAAAUUCCACUGCAUGAUCAUCAAAGGCCGAGAACAAUACCCUUCAGCUCCCGUUCCGCAUCUCUCCGAAUUUGGCUUCGAAAUCCCACUCACAAGUGUAGUCGACAAGGCCAAGAGCAAGAAGAAUAAGAGAGGCGAGGAGAGUGACAUGGAAGAUGAAGACGACGACGACGACGAAGAGCCGCAGAGUAACGAGGAAAAGCAGCAAGAUCAUGAACAAGCCUUUAUCCUCGCCUCGACGUUGCAUUCACAACUUUCUUCAACACUACUGCACACCCGUCCCACAGCAUCGCAGAAAUCCGCGCUGAGCACGCUGGAAGUGGCGAUUGACCGUGCGUUGCUCCAGUUGCUCGGCUUGGAAUGUCUGGCGGGUGAGGACCAUGGCAUGAAGGCCUUGGAGAUUGUUAGUCUAAUGAGGGAUGCAAACGGCAAGAUGCUCGACCUCGCGGGUAAAGUGGCGAGCAGGUAUGGGCGUGAAAUGCUUGGGGAGAAGAUUAGGGAGUUGGCUGAGAAGAAGGCCUUGGCUAGAGAAGACGAUGAAGAAGAAUUUUAG